AUGGGGCGCGUGGAGCUUCCGCUGCUGGGAGACGGUGUCUCCGCGCAGGAGGAGCUGCCCCGCUGUUCGUGGUGCGGCAGCAUCUCCAGGAGCGUGUGUGGUUACUGCAAGGUCAGGGCGUAUUGCAGCUUGGAGUGCCAGCAGAACGACUGGAAGUCAGGGCACCAAACUGCAUGUGUUCGGGUAGCACCAGCUGCUUUGCCAGCAGAGGAUAAGGACUUCCAGCUUUACGAGGUGCCCUACGUCGUGCGCUGGGCCAUCAACCUGGAGCAGUGGAGGAUGUCAGCAGACAGCAAGGAGUACGCGUUCUUGCUCAGCCGCAUUCCCGACAACGAUGCAAGAAAGCGCAUUGCUUCUUCGAAAUCAUGGAGCGCGGCGAAGCUUUCGCUGGCCAAGGAACUCGCAGUGCGCCGGAUGGCCGAGGUCCUCACCCAGGCCAUCUGGACGAAGGUGCAGUGGCGGCAUGACUCGACCACCGACAGAGACUUCCUCUUGCAGAAGGAGGAGUAUGUUUGGACGGGGCAGAAGUAUCAAAACUCCAACCGGAGGUUCCCAAAUUUCAACUUCUCGAUGAUCGAGACCGACAGCUACUUGUUCCUCGUCUCCCAUCCCCUGGCCAUCACCGGCAUCUAUGCGAGUGGGCCGUUGACCGCGGCUAUGCCAGAUCCGAGAGAAGCCUUUGCCGAAGAACUUGCAGCCGCCACGCAUGCAGCGCAAGGAGAGGCUUCACCGCGACAGGUGCAGUCUCCCACUCCCGUGGUCGCUGCUGAAGAGGAGGAGGAGGACUCGCGCAUGCUUGGGAACGCAGAACUGAUUGAUGUGUGUGAGCCAGUUUCAGACCAGCAACGUCGCGAGCGGUUGCGGCAUGCGCAUGGCUCGGUGACCGCACAGGAGGCCCCUCACGAAGCGGAAGCCUUCUGGGUGGACAAUAGCGAGCUCCAAUCUGGAACCCGUGGGAUCGCCUACCGGCGCAGCAUGAGCUUGGCAGACAAGGAGCCGACGAAGAUCGCCGAGUUCAACACGGUGGUUCGAGGGAUUCCGCACGAGACAUGGCUUCAGGUGGAGGACUUCUUCUUGCCGAUGAAAGUCGGGGGCAAAGAGGCCCCGGUCCCCGAAGUGCCAAAGGCGGAGGCUCGCAACACUCCAGAAAGCCCACCGACAGCGUCACGGCCGUUGGUCGCGGGCACUGGCUCUUGGUACGAGGUGGUCUGUGAAAGGCCGAUCAUCCGCACUGCGCCUGACCUUGAAGCCCCCAUGCAGGGCACCCGACGCCGGGGUCAGAAGCUGGAAGUCUUCGACUGGGAUCCUACAAGGAAGUGGAGGAGGAUUUCUACAUCCUUGGGGCCUGCGUGGGUUCUGUUGGAUGCAGAGACUGGCCCCGUUCUGCGGCCAAAGGAUGUUCCAUUUUCGCAGCAGCCGCUGCACCCUCUGUGCCAAGCAGCACGGGAAGGAUGCCUCCCAGACAUUCAGCGCUUUCUGUCGGAAGGCCUGGAGGUGAAUGCACGCGACGUCGAUGGACAGACACCCCUGAUGCUUGCGGCUCAAGGCUUCGGUUGGGAAGGCUUCGUCGCCUGCGUCCUGCUUUUGGAGGCCAAGGCCGACCCAAACCUGACGCUGAACCGUGCCGACGAGAUGUCCUUGCGUGAGAAGAUCGUGAGGCUCGAGCGAGAGAAGCGGGCUGCUGCUGAGCACGAAGAUUUCGUCAAGGCUGCAAGCAUCAAGAACGAGCUCGAUGCCCUCAAGAGAAACCUGGACGAGCCUGGCAGCACCGCACUCACUCUCGCAGGCGAGACAGCGGCAGCGGAACUGUUGAAGAUGAUGUCAACCGGAAGUUUGUCUUGUGACAUGCAGAAGUUGCAUGCCAUUUACGAUGAGAUUCGCGACGUCCCCGGCCCUGAAUGCAAAGGUAUUCCGGGCAGAGUUGAAGCAUUGGUUCGCGUCGCCGAAAGCAAAGGCGCGUCGCAGGAGCAGCAGCGCGCUGGAGAGUGCGAGGUGCAAGCCGGCGAGGCCUCUGUGGAGGCAGACAGGGAAGGGGAAGUCGACCGGCAGGAGACUAAAGAAGAUCCAAGCCGAAGCCGGGACCGGGGGCCCGACAGGCCCGAGAGGGCGGAGGCAGAAGAUGGUAGCGAUGAGCUGCCGGUGCUUGACACGGAGGUGGCCGAGGAGUCUCGAGCAGUCGUGUACCGGGUGGUGCACGACAAGGCAUGGGUCUACGAGGAGCCAUCGCUGUCUGCAGAGCUUCUGGGUCAGUUGAAAAAGAAUCAACUCGUAGAGGUCUUCGACUAUGACCGCUCCAGAUCAUUUGGUCGUGUGGAAGUUUGCCAUCGAAGCACCCGAUUUCGGGAGAAGGGCUGGGUAUUGUUCGAGGAUGAGUCUCUGGGAGACCUGCUGAAAGCCUUGGUGGGGAAGUUCGCGUACUUCAGGACUCUAGGCAAGACCUCCGGAAGACAGUGGAGUCAGAUCGUGCUUGGCCAGGAGGAGGUUUCUGAUGCCGUUGCCGGCGGUGCAGAACCAGAUGACAGGCCGUCCAGACCUCGAAGGCAUCCUCUUCGUCUAGGGUGCCGUCCACUGCCCAGGUGGAGGUGCGAUGUUCAUUGCUGGAAAGACAACCACAUUGUUGUUUGUCGUGGACCACCUGACGAAACUAUAGACCCUGAAGGUGAGUUCCAGCGCACACAGGCGGCAAGGUUCCUGGAGAUCGAUAGCUACGACAAAGCUCUGGAUCACACGGAGCCGCAAUUCAUUGAGGUGCCGAUAGUGGAGCUGCUCCCUGAGAAGUGGCACUCGGACUACGUGCGGGCUUGUGGAGGCGGUGAGCGAGGGGACCAGACCCGGAUCAACGAUCUGGGCCCCUACAGGCCUCAUAUUCCGAAAGUCUGA
Symbiodinium sp. CCMP2592 is the source of this 2880-nucleotide messenger RNA. Lineage: Eukaryota; Dinophyceae; Suessiales; Symbiodiniaceae. The record is from the annotation of a GenBank genome assembly.